AUGUAUAGAGCUCUUUUCAAAAGCCCAAUCGCUUCAAAGAGAAUGUCUACUAGUUCAGCAGCUGCUGUUUCGGCAGCCACCCCGGUUUCCGCCAAGAAGCCAACCACUGUCCAACCUCAGUGGUAUCCUCAAGAGGCUUCUGAAUCACCAGUUUUAAAAGUUUACAAUUCUUUGACACGUACAAAGACUGAAUUUGUUCCAAUAGUACCUAACCAUAUUACUUGGUACUCAUGUGGUCCAACUGUUUACACCCACUCCCAUAUGGGUCAUGCUAGAAACUACGUGUCCACUGAUAUCAAUAGAAGACUUUUACAAGAUUACUUUGGUUACAAUGUCAAAUUCAUUCAAAAUGUUACUGAUAUUGAUGACAAGAUUAUUAUUGCUGCUCGUCACCAACAUUUGUAUGAACAAGAAGUAACUACCAAGUUCAAGUCAGUUGAUGCAGAAUUGCUCAAGUUAGCUGAAGAUGCUCUUGUAGAGUAUGUUAACAAGAACUUGCCACAAUUUACUGGUAAGGAUAUUAAACAAGAAUUUGGUAACUGGACAAAGACUGUUAAUGUUCAAGAACAAGCGGUUACCAUUCCAAAGUUCCCAAUGUAUGUUAAGGCAGCCAAUGAUGCCCAUUCUGCAAUCACCACCCCUAACAUCCCACUUGAAGAGUUCUUCACUAAGGUUCAAGAUGUUACCAUGCCAUUCUUAGAUAAAACCUUAGGAUCUGGAAUCAAUGACCCAUCUAUUUUCCGUAAGUUACCUAGUUUCUGGGAAAAUAACUUUAAUGAAGAUAUGGCCAAGUUGAAUGUUUUACCAUCAUCAAUCACCACUAGAGUUUCUGAAUAUAUUCCAGAUAUUAUUACUUAUGUGGAAAAAAUUAUUGCUAAUGGAUAUGCAUAUGCCACAAAUGAUGGAUCAGUAUACUUUGACACUGCCAAAUUUGAAAACUCUCUGAACCAUGACUAUGCCAAGUUACAACCAUGGAAUAAGGGUGACAUGUCUUUGAUUAAUGAUGGUGAAGGUUCCCUUACAACUGGACAAGAAACAAAGAAAAACGCUGCUGAUUUUGCAUUAUGGAAGACUUCCAAGCCUGGUGAACCAGAAUGGACUUCCCCAUGGGGCCAAGGUAGACCUGGUUGGCACAUUGAAUGUUCCGUAAUGGCAUCAGAUACUGCUGGUGAAUGUAUGGAUAUUCACUCUGGUGGUGUUGAUUUGUGUUUCCCUCACCAUGACAAUGAAUUGGCUCAAUCUGAAGCUUAUUAUGACAAUAAGCAAUGGGUCAACUAUUUCCUUCACAACGGUCAUUUGCAUAUUCAAGGUCAAAAGAUGUCUAAAUCAUUGAAGAAUUUUAUUACCAUUCAAGAAGCUUUGGACUCAUACUCUCCAAGACAAUUGAGACUUGUUUUUGCCAUGAAUGCUUGGGAAAAGACCAUUGAUUUCAAGGACAGUUUCAUUAAGGAAGUCAAGGCAUUGGAAUCUACAUUCUCCAAGUUUUUCACUACUGUUCGUGCCUUGAACAAUGAUAAUAAACAUUCAAUAAGCGAAGGUGAAUACAUUUCCAAGAGAUUGGGACCAGUUGAAAAGCAAUUAUACGAUGAUUUGGCUACCGCCCAAACUGACGUACAUGCUGCAUUCUGUGAUAACUUAUCCACGUAUCAAGCUUUAAGAAGUAUGCAAGAAUUGGUUUCUAAGAGUAACAACUACAUCCAAGCAACUAGUACUAGUAACCAGAAUGAAUUAAGAAUUGAACCAUUGUUGGAAGUAGUUAGAUGGAUUUCAAAGAUUUUGAACAUUCUUGGAUUUGAAGUUAGAUCUGAUAACCUUGGUUGGUCUGAUUCUUCAUCCUCUUCCUCAAAUCAAGGUGGUGCUUCGACUGAAGAUAUUGCCAUGCCAUAUGUUAAGGCUUUGUCUCAAUUCCGUGAUUCAGUUCGUAACUUGGCUAUUAAUAAGGAAGAUUACAGUAAGAUUUUAGCUGCAACUGAUUUGCUUAGAUCUGAUUUAAUUAAAUUGGGUAUUUCUUUAGAUGAUCGUCCAAAUAAUUUACCAGCAUUGGUAAAGUUCUUAAACCCUCAAGAACAAGAAGAAUUAAUAAACCAACAAGCAGAGAAAGAAAAACUUGCAUUGGAAAAGCAGAAAAAGAAGGAACAAGCUGCAUUGGCAAAUGCUCAAAAAGAAAAGGAAAGAUUAGAAAAGAUGAAAAUUAACCCUGUAGAUAUGUUUAAAGAUUCAUCUUUGUACUCCGAAUGGGACGAAGAAGGCCUUCCAUUGAAGGAUAUCAAGGGGGAAGAAGUUUCCAAGAGUAUGAGAAAGAAACUUACUAAACAACAACAGCAACAACAAAAGCAAUACCAAGAAUACUUAAAGCUGAUUGAAUGA
This is a messenger RNA of [Candida] anglica, 2367 nucleotides long. NCBI's taxonomy places the organism in Eukaryota, Fungi, Ascomycota, Pichiomycetes, Serinales, Debaryomycetaceae. The record is from the annotation of a GenBank genome assembly.